This is a messenger RNA of Achroia grisella, 1975 nucleotides long. Its product is annotated as protein henna. NCBI's taxonomy places the organism in Eukaryota, Metazoa, Arthropoda, Insecta, Lepidoptera, Pyralidae. Bases 34 to 1404 code for a protein of 456 amino acids. The transcript has 6 exons. The record is from RefSeq and is a predicted model, not a curated record. Gene Ontology annotation, biological process: L-tyrosine biosynthetic process; L-phenylalanine catabolic process. Gene Ontology annotation, molecular function: phenylalanine 4-monooxygenase activity; iron ion binding.
CGUACGCACCUUCACAUACGAAAUACACCCACCAUGGAUAUCCAGCAGAGGUUUCAGGAAAGGGAACUGUCCCUAUCCCCACCUGACAAGCCAAAACUGAUGAAAGGCGGCAAUUAUAUCCGAGAAGGCCGUGAUUCCACCAAAUCUACUUGGCUACUAUUUUCUCCUGAAACCCCCGAUGAGGCCGGUUCAUUGGCCAAGUUUUUAAGCAUAUUUUCAGCACAUGGCGUUAAUUUAAUUCAUAUUGAAUCUAGAUCUUCCGCCAGAAGACCAGGUUACGAGUUUAUGGUAGAAUGUGAACAUGGAGCAGGUGAUUUCGGUGCUGCACUGGAAGAGCUUAAUAAAAAUGUGGGAUAUUUAAAUAUUAUAUCCAGGAAUUACCGAGAUAACAGAUCUGCCGUCCCGUGGUUUCCUCGUCGUAUACGUGAUUUGGACAGAUUCGCCAAUCAGAUCUUAUCUUAUGGCGCCGAACUGGAUUCUGACCAUCCAGGAUUUACGGAUCCAGAAUAUCGCAUCCGCCGUAAAUAUUUUGCAGACAUCGCUUACAACUACAAGUACGGGCAGCCACUGCCACACGUAGACUACACCAAAGACGAAAUUGCCACUUGGGGUGUGGUGUUCAGAAAACUAGUAGAGUUGUAUCCGACGCAUGCUUGUAAAGAGCAUAACCAUGUAUUUCCUCUAUUGAUCGAGAACUGUGGCUAUAGAGAAGAUAAUAUACCUCAGUUAGAGGACGUAUCAAACUUCCUUAAAGAUUGUACCGGCUUUACCUUGCGUCCAGUAGCUGGUUUACUAUCAUCCCGCGAUUUCCUCGCCGGCCUGGCGUUUAGAGUCUUCCACAGCACCCAGUAUAUAAGACACCAUUCCCGUCCCCUCUACACUCCGGAGCCUGACGUCUGCCAUGAGCUACUAGGACAUGCCCCACUAUUCGCAGACCCAGCGUUUGCGCAGUUUUCUCAAGAAAUCGGUCUUGCUUCAUUGGGAGCCCCUGAUGACUAUAUCGAAAAAUUAGCUACGUGCUUUUGGUUUACCGUGGAAUUUGGUCUGUGUCGACAAGAAGGCAAGUUGAAAGCUUUUGGAGCUGGUUUACUGUCCUCGUUUGGAGAAUUACAGUACUGUCUCUCGGACAAACCAGAGCUCAAGGAGUUCGAACCUGAAGUGACAGGCACGACUAAAUAUCCCAUAACCGAGUACCAGCCAGUGUAUUUCGUGGCCAACAGUUUCGAAGAUGCUAAGGACAAAAUGAUCAAAUUCGCGCGAAUGAUACCACGUGAUUUCGGUGUGCGAUACAACCCGUAUACGCAGAGCAUCGACAUUCUGGAUUCUUCGAGACAAAUGCAGGAUUUACUACGUGGUGUACACCAAGAAAUGGAUUUACUCCUCAAUGCCAUGGAGAAACUAUAGACACACACAUAAGACACCAACAAAUGAGACAAGGGACUAUAUACCUGAAUAUUAAAAUAUAUUUUGUAGAAUAGGUACUAUCGUAUAAUUUAAGCAGUAAGAAACUAUACAUAAAUGAAUAAGUAAUAAUACAACGUUAUAAAGCCUCAUAUUAGUUUAUGUCAGCCUCAAAUUAAAAGAAUUAUGAUUUUUUUUGUAAAUACUUAGUUAAUGUCCUGACUAACAAACUAUCAUACUCAUGAAUGUUUGUAUUGUCCAGGAAUGGGACCGGAGCUGAUCGGUUCCUGUAGUGUAUAGUUGAAGGUGUUGUAAUAUUGGUGACGUGAUGGUUGUACUAAGUUAUAUGCUCACUAUUACUAUUGGGCGAUUGGAAAUUUGUAUAGACAAUAACAUUUUGUUAUAUUCUAAGUUAUAAAUACUUUUUUAAAUAACAGAUGAUAUCAAAUUACGUUUAAGUAUUCUGUUAUUUAUUUUUAUAUCUAGUAUUAAAAUAAAAUAAGUAACGAUAUUAUGAUUAACUACUUAAGUAAGACUAAGUUUUAUUGUCAUAUAAUUGAUGCUAGAUUAUAUU